Vitis riparia (riverbank grape) is the source of this 1576-nucleotide messenger RNA. RefSeq lists its product as uncharacterized. The transcript is spliced from 4 exons. The coding region runs from base 222 to 944 and encodes 240 amino acids. NCBI's taxonomy places the organism in Eukaryota, Viridiplantae, Streptophyta, Magnoliopsida, Vitales, Vitaceae. The record is from RefSeq and is a predicted model, not a curated record.
AGGCCAUAUUGUAUUGUGACAUAGCAAAAGCCAACAAGCCCCUUGACAAAAGAAUCUCCCUUUUCCCUUUUCUUUGUGGCCUAGAGAGCAACGACUCUUUCCUUCAAAAACUGCCAAUAUGUUAAGCACCCCCACUCUUGAAAUCCUCGCUCUUGACCCCCUUUCUCUCUAAUAUAUUGCUUUCCUUUUUUGUUGAGAGAAAGGGAGAAGGAAGGAGAGAGAUGGAGGAAGAGAAUUACAAGAAGCAGGCUGAAGAGUGGCAAUAUCAAAGCAUGCCGAUGAAGUCUCCAGAAAUAGUGGAGAUUGGAGAGGAUAGCAAGAGUUUUACAAGCAGCAGAGAGGGAGGCUUUAAGGAUGUGUAUGUGGCAGUUGGCAGGGAUGACUUGGAUGUUCUGAAAUGGGCUUUAGAUCACUCUGUUUCUCCCCAAGCUCGGAUUUUCCUUGUUCAUGUCUUCCCUCCCCAAACAUACAUCUCUACACCUGUUGGAAGACUGUCUAGAAGCCAAUUGAGCAAAGAACAGCUGAAAGUUUAUAUCAAUGAGGAGAAUAACAGGAGGCGAAAUCUCUUGCAGAAAUACAUUCGAUUGUGUACUGAUGCCAAGGUGACUGUGGACACAAUGCUUCUAGAGAGCAACACGACAACCAAAGCAAUUCUUGAUCUUAUUCCUGUCCUAAACAUUACCAACCUUGUUAUAGGAACCAAAAGGCCGCCUUGCCCAAGGCGAUCCUGGAAAAAACUGGGAACGGGAGAGUUCAUCCAGAAGAAUGCACCUGAAUUUUGUGAGGUCACCAUUGUUUUUGAUGGAAAGAAGGUUCUGGACGGUGAGCAGAUAGGAGAGCUGGUUCAUUCAUCUCCAGCAUCCAGUCACCGUAAACCAGAAACUACUCGAAACUCUGAAAGGAAUUUCUUUGAGUGUGCUUGCUUUUCAGGCAAGUUCAACUGAAAAUUGUUACUCGAAAAUGCAUAUCUUGAUGUUGUAAAAAACACAGUUCAAAAGAAUAAUACAGUUUACAGAAGCAACAACAUAUCACACAGGAGUCCUCACCAUUUACCAGAUGCAGAAAGGGAAGGCAAAGCCAUCUCAAGAGGCUCAAAGACACGAGUGCCUCUGCUAAUGACCUGCAUGAAAACCAUAAGUAGACGUAACUUUAAACCAUCACACUGAGCUGGUGAGAAUGAAAGCUCAUCAUGAUGUAAACAGAACGGAAGCCAGAACUGUUUCUGUUAGUAAUUUGCAACACCCCAAUAUAUGUGGAUCAACGGAACAUGAAAACCCAACUGCAGUAUCAAUGAAGGGUGAUUUCAGUCCUGAUGGUUGGUGGUUGAUCAGAACUUGGAAGUGAUCGAUAACUGGUGCAAGAGUCCCAUUAAUCUCAUGAGAAAAUAAAUCUUCUCUGAACGAUUCUUAGUUGACAUUGUGAUACUAACAUCAGUGUUUUCUGUGAUGGUUCUACCUUUCCCAGAAACUCUUCCCAGAAAAAAUCAUUCAAAGGGGGGACUUCAGGAUUUGUGAAACCAAAAUAAUUCCUUAAUUUUUGGCAUGGUUUUUUAAAUGAGCCUAACAUAUUUUCUGCA